Molecule: messenger RNA, 1563 nt
Organism: Plasmodium gonderi
Lineage: Eukaryota; Apicomplexa; Aconoidasida; Haemosporida; Plasmodiidae
Product: mRNA-binding protein PUF2
Exons: 4
Coding region: 1-1563 (520 amino acids)
Biological process (GO): post-transcriptional regulation of gene expression
Cellular component (GO): cytoplasm
Molecular function (GO): mRNA binding
Source: RefSeq, a predicted model, not a curated record
AUGGAUUCUGAGUAUCUUAAUGAACCCCUUUUGAAUGAUGACUUAAUUAAUUCGAUGAUUGAUUUCCCUUUAAAAGACCAAUUUAAUUAUUUGAGAAAACUGAAUUCUUAUUCUACUGCUUAUGACAGAUUAUAUAAAUCUACCAACAGAAAGAUGAUUAACCUUUCUACAGCAUGCAUGCAGGAACAUUUCUCAUUUUUGGUUGAAAAUGACGAAAGAGGAGAAGAGCAUAUGACUAAACCGUACCAAUUGGAGUGUUGUGUAGAAGAAAAAAAUUUGGAAAAGCUUGUACCUGAUGAAGAGCACAUCUUGGAUUCAACCCUUGCACCAAAUGGAGGCUCACCAAUUGAGGGCUCACUAACUGGAGUCGUAUCAAAUGGAAAGGUAUCACAAGGAAAUACUGAAGAAGUAAAUCUCAUAGAACGGAACAUAGAAGGAGUGGAUUCAAAAGAGCGUGGUUACUCAUUGGGUAGCGAAGAAAGAUGGGGUGAAAAAGCUAUUUGUAGAACCCCUUUUUUGAAGGAAGAAAAAUGGGAUCAAGGACAACCCCCAAUUGAGGUAGGGAAAAGAGAAGGUGAAGAGGUAGAUAUGAAGCAAGUAAUGAAUGACAUUCUCUUUCUAUGUUUCCAUAAAAAUGGGUGCGAAUAUGUUAUAAAGAAACUAAAAGUAAAUGAAGACACAGAAGAAAAGAGAAUAAUAUUAGAUUCACUCCUACUAGAUGCAAGAUCAUUAUGUCCAGAUGUGUAUGGAAGUUAUGUAGCACAGAGCGUGUUCGAUUUAAAGGAUGAAAAUUACAAGAAAAGAUUUACGGAUGAAUUUCUGAGACAUACAAGUUUUUUAACAUUGCACACAUAUGGAUGUAGACUAAUUCAGAAAUCGUUAGAAUCCUUAUGUGAUGAAUAUAAAUGCAAAAUUUUUAAAGAAUUACAAAAUGAUUUAAUUACAUACAUCUGCCAUCAAAAUGGAAAUCAUGUAAUACAAAAGUGUAUUGAAGUCUUACCAUCUAGGAAUAUAGAUACUAUUAUAACCAUCAUUGAAGAAUAUUUACCUUUUUUAAGUUCCCAUUCAUAUGGAUGUCGAAUCGUUCAACGCAUUUAUGAAGUUGGAAAUGCUCACCAAAUUAAAAGAUUAAAUGAAAAAAUAAUUAAAAAAAUUCACUUGAUAAAAAACAGAUAUGGAAAUUACGUCAUCCAAAAAUGUUUCGAAUAUUCUGACGAUACAAUCAGAUUCAUCAUUACUGAUGAAAUUGUGAGCGACAUUUACAAAUUGUCGUCUCACAAGUAUGCAUGCAACAUAAUAGAGAAAAUUUUACUAAAAAAGGAAUACAAGUAUAAGAAGAAAAUUAUCAAGAAAAUUGUGAAUGACAUUUCGAACGGGAAUGAUAACAUCAUAAAUAUUUGCAAAGACUGUUACGGAAAUUUCAUGAUGCAGAAACUUUUGACCACGUGUAGACAAAAAGAAAGAAAUUUAAUUGUUAAGAUGAUUGUUGAAAAUGUUGACAAGUUGAAAGAAGAAACGUAUGGUAAAUACAUUUUGAGAACUAUAAGCAACUUAGAAGCAUAA